AUGCAGGCAUUGAUGCUGUUCUUCGCGUUCAUCCUGUGCUUUGCCAUGACCGUGAAUAUGAGCAUAGCUAUAGUUGUUAUGACCGACCCAGCUCAAACAAAUCGAAGGGAAACUUGGUCGCAUGGAGCAACGGUCACUUGGAUUUCGACUGCAUUCCCGGACGGAUUAAGUCCUUCGAAUGGAGCAUCCAGAAACAAGGAGUGGUACUCUCGUCAUUCUUCUGGGGAUAUCUUGCACUUGAAGUGCCUGCAGGUGAACUGGCGAAUAGGAUAUUUUGGUCCUGCUGCAGUGUUUAUUGCAUUAGCCCACGUAUCUGCGGGAAACGUGACCUUGGCUGUGACGCUACUCACUCUGGCACUUGGAAUAAACGAAACUUUUUACAGCGGAUACAUGCUGGGCUCGUUGGACAUGGCUCCAAUUUUUGCUGGUACACUGAUGGGCAUAUCGAGUACAUUCUCAACCGUUAUGGCAAUCGUCGCUCCCCUGGUGAUUGGUGUCAUACUGAAGGAUGAGGCCGUGAAUAAACGUUUCUUCUUCUUCUGCUUCUUCAUCUGCAACCGGGGUGUUGCAGAUGUCCAUGGGCGGCGGUUAUCCCUUAACAUCAGGCGAACUGCAAGAAUUUAUUUCUUUCAGACGGACUUAGUGGAAUGGCGAUACGUAUUCUACCUGUCGGCCAGGCCGCGGUGUACGGUGGCGAAUGUGUUUUACAUGAUAUUUGGAAGCAGCGACAAGCAACAAUGGAACGAACCGAGAAGCUUGAACAUUUAUUUAUUUAUUAUUUAUUAUAUUUAUCAAAAACCACCUAUG
Iphiclides podalirius (scarce swallowtail) is the source of this 807-nucleotide messenger RNA. Lineage: Eukaryota; Metazoa; Arthropoda; Insecta; Lepidoptera; Papilionidae. The record is from the annotation of a GenBank genome assembly.